Messenger RNA from Mus caroli (Ryukyu mouse), 3984 nucleotides. RefSeq names its product atypical chemokine receptor 5 (gene Ackr5). Gene Ontology annotation, molecular function: G protein-coupled receptor activity. Gene Ontology annotation, cellular component: membrane. Lineage: Eukaryota; Metazoa; Chordata; Mammalia; Rodentia; Muridae. The record is from RefSeq and is a predicted model, not a curated record. Gene Ontology annotation, biological process: G protein-coupled receptor signaling pathway.
CAUACAAACACUGUCAGUCUCUCGGAUGUCCGUCCCCUUUGACUGGAUUGGGAGGAUAACAGGAAAAACCCCAGCCCUCUCCCACAGAGCCUCAGCAAGUGACAGCUACUUCCUGCAGGCAAGCAGAGCUGCCUGAAGCCAGCAGCAGCAGCAGCGCCUGCUCCACAAAGCUGCCUCUGCAGCCUCCUGGCAGCUAACAGCUCCAUCCACAGGCUCCCCAGGACAGGUGCUCCCAAGAGAAAUCCAGACACUAGUUGGCCCUCAUGUCAGUCAUACCCAGCCCCAGACCCGUCUCCACCUUUGCACCCGACAAUGAUUUUAGAGACAUCCACAACUGGACGGAGCUGCUCCACCUCUUCAACCAGACCUUUACCGAUUGCCACAUAGAAUUCGAUGAGAACACCAAACAAGUGGUCCUUUUCGUCUUCUACCUGGCCAUCUUCGUGGUAGGGUUAGUGGAGAACGUCCUGGUGAUAUGUGUCAACUGCCGCCGUUCAGGCCGGGUGGGGAUGCUGAACCUGUACAUUCUCAACAUGGCCAUCGCAGACCUGGGCAUCAUCCUGUCUCUGCCUGUUUGGAUGCUGGAGGUCAUGCUGGAGUACACUUGGCUCUGGGGCAGCUUCUCCUGUCGCUUCAUUCAUUAUUUCUACCUUGUCAACAUGUACAGCAGCAUCUUCUUCCUGACGUGCCUCAGCAUUGACCGCUACGUCACCCUCACCAACACCUCUCCCUCCUGGCAGCACCACCAGCACCGAAUACGGAGGGCCGUGUGCGCAGGCGUCUGGGUCCUCUCGGCCAUUAUCCCACUGCCUGAGGUGGUGCACAUCCAGCUGUUGGAUGGCUCCGAGCCCAUGUGCCUCUUCCUAGCACCUUUUGAAACAUACAGCGCCUGGGCCCUGGCAGUGGCCCUGUCGGCUACCAUCCUGGGCUUCCUACUGCCUUUUCUUCUCAUCGCAGUGUUCAAUAUCCUGUCAGCCUGCCGGCUUCGGAGGCAAGGGCAGACGGAGAGCAGACGCCACUGCCUGUUGAUGUGUGCUUACAUAGUUGUCUUUGCCAUCUGCUGGCUGCCCUACCAAGUGACUAUGCUGCUGCUCACUCUGCACGGGACCCACAUCUUCCUCCACUGUCACCUGGUUAACCUUCUCUACUUUUUCUACGAAAUCAUCGACUGCUUUUCCAUGCUGCACUGUGUGGCCAACCCCAUCCUCUACAACUUUCUCAGCCCGAGCUUCCGGGGCCGACUGCUGAGCCUUGUGGUCCGUUACCUUCCCAAGGAGCAGGCCAGGGCAGCAGGUGGUCGAGCCUCCUCUUUUUCUUCCACCCAGCACUCCAUCAUCAUUACCAAAGAGGGCAGCCUGCCCGCUGCAGCGGAUCUCCACACCCACCCCACCCGAAACGUUCAGGUGUCCUCUCCGCCUCCAAACACCUCACCUACACUCUGUAAUUCCGUAGCCAGCUAAGGUAGACUCUAGCUUCCUCCACCAAUAAGAAAGUUCAGAGGGGGAUGGGAGAGGUCUGUGGGAGGGGGUGGGAAGGACUGGCUUGUUCAGGGCCAAUUUAAGUAUAUCAAAAUGUUGCUGUAGGGAGAGGAAAACGGUUCGGGAAGGACAGAGAAUGGAUCUUUCCUUGAUAGUAUACUAUUUGUUUGGGUACUGAUGUCUAAGGGAGCCACACCAGUGGGGCGUGGUGGGGUGGGAAAGCGAAAUAAAUAAAUCAUAGAGACACCCGUGCUGGGAAUCUCUGAGAAGUGUGUACUUCCAGCUGGGUUGAGGAAGGCAGGGAGGCUAAGGGAUGCUCUGCAGAGGGAACUAGUUGCCCUUGUUUCAUAAAUCACCCUGGCCGGAAGGGGAAAAAAAAAAAAAGAGCCCCACAGGAACCUUGCAAAACAUUCCCUUUGUGUUUGUCUGCUUGUUGAUAUUCCAAGUUGUGGGGACAAGAGGCCAGAGGCCAAGGACCUGGGAGGCCUCUGCAGGACGUUCCCUAGCUGUGGGAGUUUGAUAAAUCAAGGGGGUGGGGAUUACAGCCAGCAAGCUGGGUUGUGGGCAGGCACCCGGCAGCUGGCUCAGCAGGAUGGAUCCUCCACCCAGGCAUCCAGGAAAUGUGGCUCUAUUUCCCUGUGGUAUCCUCCCUCCCCCCUCCCCCCCCUCCAUCCUGCUCCUUCUCCCCCAAAGCAGGGGCCUCCUCACAGAUGAUCUCUCUCUUCUAGGGAGACAGCCACCAGUGAUCCCACCCCCACCUUCUCUCUCCAGAUCAGGGCAAAUAUCAGGGGACAUCCAUUCUGAGAACACUCUGGGGGCUACUGCAGGUACUCUACCUCCCACACAGGAAGAGGGGAGGUCAAAGGCUGAUUUCUAGAACACUAUAGUGAGUUCUCUCUAGUCAAGCCUUUCCAUAGCUCCCCUGCCUGGCAGUUUGUCUACUAAAACUACAGGAAGAAAAGAUGUCCUCUUGUUAACAGGUGGGUCCUCUGGCAAAGGUUCAUUUACCAGACUCACAUAUGCACAAAAGCUUCAGACUGUAGCAUCUGCCUUCUGUGUCCGUGGCCUCUGGAAACCAUUUGGAGGGCGAUGGAUUUGCAGACCCAGUCUGCUCUGGUAAAUGGGUGUCCCUGUACUUUCCUCUGAUCUCUGUCUUCCUGGUUCUCCAACCAGCAGUACACCUAGAAUGUGUGUGUGUGUGUGUGUAACUAUAGACCAAACCUAAAGACCAAUGGCAGAUGUCUUCCUCAAUGGCUUCCAUCUUCUAUUCUGAGAACCUCAAGUUCACCAGCUGGCUGGCCAGCAAGUUCCAGGGACCAACCUGUUACCCAUUGCCCUCAAUCACUAAGGUUACAAAUAAAUAUCGCCACCAUGGGUGCUCAUGAGUGUGGCAGACACUUUAAUGUCAGAACCACCUUGCUAACCUCCUGGAAGGCUUUAACAACUACUUAACCAGAAACCCCUUUUGCUUUCAGAAACCUCACCCUCUGCUUACCAAAUCCCCCACAAGCUCCAUGGUGGGUGCACCCUGGGUCUAUCAGACAUGAAGAGGGAAAUCAGUACUAACUGCUCAAUGGCUAAGCUAAGAGGGUCUUGAGUCCUGGACUGCCACUCAGUGGCACAGCUGAAGGCUUACUGACCCAGAAGUCUUACUUGCUGCUGAAAGUACAGUAGAAAUUUAACCAAAUAAUGCAGAAAUUGCACUAAAAAGACCUUCUUCGCUCGUCUCCACUUACAGUGCAAGCUAAGCCUUGAUGCCUGUAUGUCUGAUGUGAGCUCUGGUAUACAUCUUAUACAUAGGUGAUCUCAGAAGCCUCGUGCCUGAGACCAUGCAUCACCAAAUGAACCUCCUGAGGGCCUGUGCCCCCAUGGAAGGGAUAGACAGAUACACUGACUACAAGGCCCUUCUGCUCAGCAGGCAUUUACCAGUGUCAACAGAUGACUGGCCAGGCUUUGGGCCUCUGAGACCUAAUGGACCAUAGGUCUGUGUUCUCUGAGUGAGAAUACUAGUUUCUACCUAACAAAAUGAUGCUGAGCCUCUGCCUCCUGGUUGUGGGUUCUUUCCCCUCUCCAUCUGCCUCCGACUCAGACGCACCGCUCUACCAUGAAGUGGUCAGCAAGAACCCUUGCUUCCUAGCUCUGGGCUGAGACGGCUGCAGAGGUCCACUGUUCUCUACAGGCUGACAGAUCAAUCACUUCAGAGGUUUUUCCCUGAAACACUGAGUCUUUGUCAUAAUUUCUCACUAAAACCAGUCAGCAAAGCCCGUCCUAGGGAAUCCCAGUCCCAGGAAAACACUGUGUGGUGCCUGAAAGAGUCCAGGCAUCUGCUGGGCUGGUGCAAGCUCCUGAAGCAAGCCGGAGCGAGCCGGAAUGAGCUGGAGCAAGCCAGCUGUCUGAACUGAGGGUCCGUGGGAAAGGAACUUACUUCAAAUUUCUUUUUCUUUUUUUUUUUCUCUGUCUGUUUCUUUUUUUAUUCUAAAUAAAAACCACACUUUGUGCUGAACAA